AUGAACGGCGCUCAAUUCACAGAUCGGGCCAACAAGGCCUUGCUGGACUCCAGCGCCUUGGCCGAGCAAUAUGCUCACUCCCAAAUCUUACCUCUCCACUUGGCUGUGUCACUUCUCAACCCAUCUCCCGAUGAGUCGGAGGACCAGCAACCCGUCGGCCACUCGUCACACGAUGCCGCCUCGACCCCACUCUUCCGUCAGGUCGUCGAACGGGCGCACGGCGACCCUCAGCUGCUCGAUCGGGCACUCAUGAAGUUACCCCCACCCGAGACCGUCAGCGUCUCUCCCGCUCUCGCCAAGGUCAUUCGGAAGGCGACCGAGCUGUCAAAGACACAGAAGGACAGCUUUGUCGCUAUUGACCAUUUGAUCCAGACUGUCGCACAGGACUCCCAGGUCGAACGCGCCUUGCGAGACUCGAACAUUCCCAACCUCAAACUGAUCGACAAUGCGAUCCAGCAAAUUCGUGGCUCGCGUCGCGUCGAUUCCAAGACUGCCGACUCCGAGAGCGAAAAUGAAAACCUCAAGAAAUUUACCAUCGACAUGACCGCUCUCGCCCGCGAGGGUAAGAUCGAUCCUGUUAUCGGACGUGAGGAGGAGAUCCGCCGAGUCAUCCGAAUCCUCAGUCGACGCACCAAGAACAACCCCGUCCUGAUCGGAGAACCCGGUGUUGGUAAGACCACCAUUGUGGAGGGCCUGGCGCGACGGAUUGUCAACGCCGAUAUCCCUGCCAACCUGGCUAACUGCCGUCUCCUCUCCCUCGACGUCGGAUCUCUGGUCGCCGGCAGCAAAUACCGUGGUGAAUUCGAGGAGCGCAUGAAGGGCGUCCUCAAAGAAAUUGAAGACUCCAAGGACACCAUCGUCCUCUUCGUCGACGAGAUCCAUCUCCUUAUGGGUGCUGGAUCCAGCGGCGAGGGCGGCAUGGAUGCUGCCAACCUUCUCAAGCCCAUGCUGGCUAGAGGCCAACUUCACUGUAUCGGUGCGACCACCCUGAGCGAGUACCGCAAGUACAUUGAGAAAGACCAGGCCUUUGAGCGACGAUUCCAGCAGGUCCUCGUCAAGGAGCCCUCUGUCUCUGAAACAAUCUCCAUUCUCCGUGGACUCAAGGAGAAGUACGAGGUCCACCACGGUGUCAACAUCCUCGACGGCGCCAUUGUCACUGCGGCCACCCUCGCUUCCCGCUAUCUGACAGCUCGCCGUCUUCCCGACUCUGCUGUUGACCUGAUCGAUGAGGCCGCCGCGGCUGUCCGAGUGACGCGCGAAUCCGAACCCGAAGCUUUGGAUACCCUCGAGCGUAGGCUCCGCCAACUUCAGAUUGAAAUUCAUGCCUUGGAGCGUGAGCAGGAUGAGGCCGCCAAGGCCCGUCUUGAGACCGCUAAACAAGAAGCUGCCAACGUCACCGAGGAACUGCGACCCAUGCGCGAGAAGUAUGAAAGCGAGAAGAAGCGCAGCAAGGAAGUGCAAGAUGCCAAGAUCAAGCUCGACUCCCUCAAGGUCAAACGUGAUGAGGCUGAGCGCUCCGGCGACACUGUGACUGCCGCUGAUCUCGAAUACUACGCCAUUCCCGAAACCAAGCAGCUGAUCGAACGCCUCGAGGCUGAUCGAGCCCGAGCUGAUGCUGAGCGACGGGCUACUGCUGGCGAGGCUGGUGAGGCUCUGCUCGCCGAUGCUGUUGGCCCGGAUCAGAUCAACGAGAUUGUUGGUCGCUGGACUGGCAUCCCGGUUACUCGAUUGAAGACUACGGAGAAGGACAAGUUGCUGAACAUGGAGAAGUCUUUGGGCAAGGUUGUCAUCGGACAGAAGGAGGCUGUUGUCUCCGUCUCCAAUGCUAUCCGACUGCAACGCUCCGGUCUGAGCAACCCGAACUCACCUCCAAGCUUCCUCUUCUGCGGUCCAUCGGGUACCGGUAAGACCCUGCUUACCAAGGCUCUUGCUGAGUUCCUCUUCGACGACCCCAAGGCCAUGAUCCGAUUCGACAUGUCCGAGUACCAGGAGCGUCACUCGCUGAGCCGGAUGAUCGGUGCUCCUCCUGGCUACGUUGGUCACGACGCCGGUGGUCAACUGACGGAGAGCUUGCGCCGCCGCCCCUUCUCCAUCCUGCUCUUCGACGAGGUCGAGAAGGCCGCCAAGGAAGUCCUCACCGUUCUCCUGCAACUCAUGGACGACGGUCGCAUCACCGACGGCCAAGGCCGCAUUGUUGACGCGAAGAACUGCAUUGUCGUCAUGACCUCCAACCUAGGUGCCGAAUUCCUGGCCCGUCCCACUACCAAGGACGGCCAAAUCGACCAGCAAACCCGCGAAAUGGUUCUGGGUGCUCUCCGCGACUACUUCCUCCCGGAGUUCCUCAACCGUAUCUCCAGCACGGUCAUCUUCAACCGUCUUACGAGAAGAGAGAUCCGCAAGAUCGUCGAUCUCCGUCUUGCCGAGGUCCAGAAGCGUCUCGAGGGCAACGGCCGCAACGUCCACAUCCAAUGCACCGAAGAAGUCAAGGAUUACCUCGGUGCGGCUGGAUAUUCUCCCGCCUAUGGUGCCCGUCCCUUGCAGCGUCUCAUCGAACGCGAGGUCCUCAACCGCCUGGCCGUGCUUAUCCUCCGCGGCAGUAUCAAGGAUGGCGAGGCUGCCCGCGUUGUCCUCCGCAAUGGCCGUAGUAUCGAUGUAUUGCCUAAUCACGACUCGGUAACUGACAGCGAUGGGGACGAGUCCAUGACUGACGAUGAUGAAUCUUUGGCUAACAUUGAAGACGGUAGUGGUGGUGACAUGGAUCUUUACGAGGAGUAA
This is a messenger RNA of Penicillium argentinense, 2775 nucleotides long. RefSeq names its product ATP-dependent Clp protease ATP-binding subunit. Lineage: Eukaryota; Fungi; Ascomycota; Eurotiomycetes; Eurotiales; Aspergillaceae. The transcript has 2 exons. The coding region runs from base 1 to 2775 and encodes 924 amino acids. Gene Ontology annotation, cellular component: cytoplasm; cytosol. The record is from RefSeq and is a predicted model, not a curated record. Gene Ontology annotation, molecular function: ATP binding; ATP hydrolysis activity. Gene Ontology annotation, biological process: cellular response to heat.